CUCCUCCACCAUCUAACUCAACCCCUCUCCCCCACCCAUCUCGACCUCCUCCUUCUAGUCUGCUACUUCCUCACCGGAAUCCUCGACAGCAGCGCAAUUCUCACUCUGGGUGCUUUUGUGUCUAUGCAGACGGGAAAUACGGUCUAUUUUGGUUCGGGGGUGAUGGUACCUUUGAUUACGCUGAUGCAGACGGGCGGAGAAGGGGGUAAUGGGGAUAAGUGGAUUCGAGCCGGAAUUUCCGUGGGCAGUUUUUGUCUGGGGAGUUGGGGGUUUGCGAGAUUUCAUUGGUUUUUCGCGGAGAAGAAGAAUAAGAAGAAAAAUGGAAAGGGGGAAAAGGAGGAAAUCCCCAAAACUCGCUGGUUGAUUCUUUGUUCGAUUUUUUUUCAAAUCGUGCUUUUGGGGAUUGCGGGGGUGGUUAUUCCUUCUACAACAAACAUCCAAGGAAACCACCAGCAGCACCAGCACCACCAGCAAAACCUCCCCCUGGAUUUGAAUUUUCCAGUAAUUCUCGCUCUAAUCCUCAUAUCCCUCCAAUCCUCCGGCCAAGCAUAUCUCUCUCGAAUUUUCGGCUACAAUUCCCUCACCAGCGUCGUUUUAACUUCUAUUUACUUAGACCUAUUUUCUGAUCCACAUCUCUUCUCUCAUCAUCGCGAGGGGAACGGGGAAAGAUAUCGUCGAGUUGCGGCUGUUGUGUGUUUAUUGGCGGGUGCGAUGCUGGGGGGGUGUAUGGUGAAUUUUGGGCUGUGGGGGGGCUUGAAGGGGGCGUUGUGGGUUGCGGUGGGGUUGAAGGGGGGGGUGGGUUUGGGGUGUUGGGUUUGGAGG
Molecule: messenger RNA, 822 nt
Organism: Sphaerulina musiva SO2202
Lineage: Eukaryota; Fungi; Ascomycota; Dothideomycetes; Mycosphaerellales; Mycosphaerellaceae
Exons: 1
Source: RefSeq, a predicted model, not a curated record